Cajanus cajan (pigeon pea) is the source of this 608-nucleotide messenger RNA. RefSeq lists its product as uncharacterized. NCBI's taxonomy places the organism in Eukaryota, Viridiplantae, Streptophyta, Magnoliopsida, Fabales, Fabaceae. The record is from RefSeq and is a predicted model, not a curated record.
UCAUCACCAUGUAUGACAUCGUUGAAUGGCCCCACCACCAGCCAAACUUAUACUAUAAAUAUUACAUUCAAGGCUAUGGCCACAUCAACCUUCAUUUUCCUCUCUCUUUCACUCCCUCUCACUCAUUUUGAAGAAAAAUGGCUUUGUCUAGGAGGCCAUACGCUUACUCAAAGGUGGAUAAGGAGGACCCUGAAGACAUAAUCCAUCGAAGGGCACAGUUUUUGAUCCACAAAGUGUUGGAGAAAGCAGAUUCACGCAGAAAGGCAUCAUGCUUGAGAAUCAGAAUAUCCAAGUUGAAGGUGAAGAUUGGGAAGAGAUUAAGGAGACUUAGGAAGAGAAUUAUGUCAGGUGUAUCUGUGGCUAGGCUUGGCAUUCAUGGACAUCUUAUGACUCAAAUCAAAACAUGGAAGCGACUAUUUGGCCUAGGAAGACAAACGAUUGUAACCCUUCCUCCUCUUGUCAAAUGACGUGUAUCUAUGUAUGUCUAAACAUUUUACUAGGAAACUGAUUUUGUUUUAUGCAAUACAAUGUCAUGUUCCUGUUUUUCUUCUUUUCAUGUGUUUUCUUCCCACUUUUCUUUAGACUAUACAAAGAGUGAAAUGAAAUCA